Molecule: messenger RNA, 4611 nt
Organism: Diaporthe amygdali
Lineage: Eukaryota; Fungi; Ascomycota; Sordariomycetes; Diaporthales; Diaporthaceae
Exons: 1
Coding region: 1-4611 (1536 amino acids)
Molecular function (GO): metal ion binding
Source: RefSeq, a predicted model, not a curated record
AUGGCCAGUGGUGAUAACCAUCAGGCAUGGGGCUUCUCCCACUUUAAUCAGAAUGGCCCUGAGCCGGGCCAGGGCACCUUUGUGAACUCAACCUUUGGUGCUCCUGCUGGCGGUGGCAUGGACGACAACCCCUUUUCUGUUGCUCAUGCUCACCAAUGGCAACCACAUGACAGCCAUUUCCUGCAGGAGAAUGGCUAUCCCUCAUACCAAUCCCAGCACCAUUCCCAACAUCAACCCCAGCAUCAGCCCCAGCAUCAGAAUCAGCAUCAACACCAGCACCAGUCCCAGACCCAGGAUCAAGGCCAAGCAUACCAAGUUCAAGGUUUCUCUGGGCCAAACUCUCAUAUUCAAAGUCAUCAGCAUCCUCAAACGUACUCACAUCCGGCCCCUAUAACACUGGAUGGCCAGCAAGAAUUGACAUGGGAUUAUGAUUUUGCCUUCGAGUCAAACCCCUUGACGAACAUGUCGUAUGGAAGUGGCCUGCAACAUGCCUCUCAUGCCAAUGGCUUGCCCGGUACCUUCGCGCAGGAAAUGCCCAAUACGCUGUCACAGCAGCAUCAAUUCCUUGCAGAGCCUUCCGGUGGCCGUAUGUACUCGCCAGCCCAACAAGUCUCAUCAAAUGCCAGGAGCCCGCAGCAACACCCGCCGCAGCCAGUGGCCCAACAGAUGAAUCAGAGACAUCCGAUGGAAUAUCAUCAAUCCAGCAUGAGUCAGCAGCAGCAGCAGCAGCAGCAACAGCAACAGCAACAGCAACAACAACAACAACCUGCAAUAAAUCAACACCAGCAGGUCAACCAGUUGCAAAACGGAAGUUCGCAGCAAACUCAGCCUCAGACGAUGACCUUUCAACAGCAGGUACCUAGAGUAGGCACGCCUCAGUCGCUUGGUGCAAGCCCGCAGCUUCGCCAGUCUCCAUUCAAUGGUCACCAGGUACCUCCCGUCCCUGUGCAACAGGUACAAUUUGGAAUUCAAAAUGGUCGUGGUAGUCCAGCAGUGCCGUUCUCGGCUCCUCAGCAGAUGAAUACCGCAAAGGCGCAGCAAAAUCUAUCGAACCCCCCCACGACGCAGAGUCGAUUCAUGCCCCAACAGGGUAUGCCCCCCCAGGUUAUGCCCUCGCAGACUGUGCCUGCGCCUCGGCCGACUGCUAGCCCAGUAUCCAUGAGCAACACGACUGCAUUGCAGAGCAUAAAACCAAAGACUCAACAAACUAUCCAGCAAUAUGUCCAUCCUGUCCAGCCGAACGCCCAGCCGAACGUCCAGCCAAAUACCCAACCGAACACCCAGUCAAAUGCUCAACCGAACGCACAGCCAGUCCUACAACCAAGAGCCAAUUUGUCGACUCAAUCAUCAGCUUCCUUUCAACAAACUACGGUAGGUGGUCUUGCACCGCCCCGCGUAACGAGACGGGAUGACAACGCAAUACCAAGCGUUGGGUCGCGAUAUGUCGGGUUUUCACUCGUGCCUCCGGCAGAACUCGAGGAUAGCACGGAACAAGAAGCACCUAUCGGUGACCUCAGAGACCCAGAUGAGAUCACCGGUGGACCACUUGAUUAUCGUUUUCCAGCACAGAACAAUCUUUUCCGCCCUCUUGCGUCUUCAAUCUUACAAGAAUGGUCUAAGGCGAUCGACAAAGACGACAGCGCUGGACAGAAUGAUCAGGAGCAGCGUCUCAAGCAGCAUUUUGGAGGCUUCGUGCCCAACUACUAUGCAGAUACGCUGAAAGAGACUGUAGCUGCAAAGGAGAAAGCCUCUCGCAAGCCAGGCCCCAAACGAAGCAAGACUCGACCGGCAGACGAGGCCGACGCGGCUGAAUGGGACUCGAUUGGCGUGGUCUAUCUGACGAAGUCAAAUCCUUCGGGGGCAGAAAUUGGGGCCGCAGUGGCUGCGUACGGUAAGCUGAUUCGUGGGCUCACUGGCGAGUUCCAGACGACGAAGCAAAAACUCAAGACAGCAAAAGAGGCGGAUGCUGCCGCCUUGAAAGACAAGGUUGCGCGCAGGCUAGAGAUCAUCUGUCGGGCAGUGGAAGGAGCGAACAAGUGGGGCGAUCAUCAGGUUUUGGCAAAUUUGGGUGGUAAUCAGAAGCUCAUCAGCGACUUCGUGACAUGCCUGAUCCACGCCAACAAUUCCGCUGACCACAAUGGUAAAGCUGCAAAAGCCGUGCUGCGGCUGAUGUCCGAAGUGACAACCAUGGAAAAGGAAUUUCUCAUGACAAACCUCCAAUUUUCCAAGAUCAGCAAAAAGUUUGAGUCCAAAGGUGACGCAGAUGUGAAGGAGCUGGUGAAGAAAAUCAAAGAGAAUUUGAAGACCAGGGAGGAGGUCUUGAAGGAUGGCCAGCUGGAAGGUGUAGAAGGCACUUCGACCCCAGACCCUCCUAACGCACCUCCAAAGGGCGUGCCUGCGUCCACCUCUGCCACUGCCGACGCCUCCAAAAAGAAGACAACGAGCACGGCGAUGGCGAAGGCAGCGCCAACUGUGUCAUCUGCGAAACGGCCUCGUGAUGAGGAAAGCGACACCAAGUCUGUGAAGAGGGUCGCGGCUGAGCCGUCCACCGCACCAGCAAAUCUUCCCGGCCACAAGGCUGCACCGUCCAAGGUAGCGGUCCCUGCUCCCAAUACUACCGCUUCUCAGUCCAAGCUGUUCUCUGGGAGUGGUAUGCUGGGGGCGAAGGCCAAACUUGUCUCAAAAGCCGUAACGAAAGCCACGCCAGUGAAGCCGGAAAGUGGUGUGAGUAAGACGGAGGUUAAGAAGGAGGCUGGAUUGCCAAGGUCAGAAGUUUCAAAGGCAAGAAAGACAGAGUCAGCCAAAGACGAUGCACCAGUUACUUCCAAGUUUGGUGGUAUUGGUUCUUUACUUGAUGAGAUUUCGAAACCGAAGCCAGCCGGUCGCACAACGCCUGAAAAGGAGUCCAAAGUUAAGAAGGAUGAAACCCCCGAGGAGAAAGCCCGGCGCUUACGGAAGGAAAAGCGGCGACAUCUGAGGGUGACUUGGAAGGAAGACGACGCACUCACAGAGGUCAGAGUCUUCCAUAGAGAGAGUCUCGAGGAUGAGGGCAGGGCCAGCAACAUGAUACGCGACGCACGUGAUGACAGAUCUGAAGGCAUGGUGCUCAAGCAGGGAUUGCAGGGCGGCACGCACCCCGAAGAUGAAGACGAAGAAGACGAGCUGCCUUAUCGACCGUGGUUCCAGCCCCCGGGCAUUGACUUUGCCCUGAUUGCCCAGGAUCGGAGGGACAAACAAUUCGUCACUCGCGGUGGUCUGGUGAAUUUCGAAACCGAACAACAAAAAGCCAUUGCGGAACGUGAAAGCAAGGAAUUAAUGGUUAUCUACACCGAUCCAUCCGACAUCCCUCCCACGCCUAAGUCACCGCACACGCAAUCCCAAGAGGACACAGACAUGCAGUCAGGCACUGUCGCAUCCUUGCCACAAGACGAACCACAGCUGGCUGAGAUCCAUCUCCGUUGGAACGAAGCGACCUCGCGUGGCCUGUCUUGGGCGCGAUUGAACGCGUUGCGCAGAGCACAGAAGGGACAGGCUUCGCUGUCUGGUGCCACGAGUCAACUCAGUAUGCACUCCAACGCCUCAGCAGCUAUUGAUCCGACCCCGACCAGCCUCCAUAACAUGUCCAAAGAAGAUCAGGUCUUCUCGCUCCUCACCUCCGAACGCGUCAGGAAUUGGAGGGAUCCUGAUCCCUACGAUCCAGCAAACCCCCGAACGCGCCGUCGGUACGACUACACGGACCCUGGGACUCAACCAGCGGCCGACUUGAUUGAGGAUGUAGCAGAGACGCUGAAGGGUAAACCUGCGCCUCCCACUGAACCUCCUGAGUGGAUGAGACAUGACUCUGCAAAGGUAGCGGAAUGGUGGCACGGUUACAAUAAAGACAGACAACGGGUGGAGCAGCGAGCGCAACAACAGCGGGCUGCACAGCCUCUUCCAGCUGCACAGCAACACCAGGUUCCUUCGGCUGCUCAAAGCUCCGCCGAUCAACAAGCAGCAGCUUGGGCCGCGUACUACGCGCAGCUUCAGCAAUAUCAAGCUCAUCAGGCUCAAUCUACUUCGCAAACGUAUUCGCAGGCCUACGACCCUUAUCAACAGGCCGCACCGCCAGUCCAACAGCAGGCAGCUCCAUUGCAAGGUGGCGGAGAAUCCAAUGCGCAGCUUCAAGCUGUUCUUGCAGCCCUGAGCGCCACGCCCGCCCAAAGCCAUCCACAGCCUGCUCAGGCUUCAGCAGACACUCAGCUUCAAGCCCUGCUCGCAAGCCUCGGUGGCACCUCGACUGCCCCACCACAAGUACAGCAGCCUGCUCCCAAUCCCGCCGACCCCGACUAUAUGGCAUAUAUCAUGUCCCUAGCUGCAGGUCAAGCGCCAGAUCAAUCUCAACGGGCGCAGCAGCCAACGAAUAGCAGUCAACAGGCCGAUGACGAUCGCGAUUACGACAGAGAUCGAGAUGCGGAUCACUCAAAAAGCCGGGACAAGGGCCGCGGGGGGAAACAUGUUAACAACAGUGUGCCCCGUGGCAUCAACCCUAAUAAGAUUGGUACCAAGCCUUGCACAUUCUGGGCCAAGGGAAUGUGCAGCAAAGGUGAUUCUUGUACGUUCCGACAUGACUAG